Lotus japonicus is the source of this 858-nucleotide messenger RNA. RefSeq lists its product as uncharacterized. The record is from RefSeq and is a predicted model, not a curated record. NCBI's taxonomy places the organism in Eukaryota, Viridiplantae, Streptophyta, Magnoliopsida, Fabales, Fabaceae. The transcript has a single exon. The coding region runs from base 1 to 858 and encodes 285 amino acids.
AUGACUUCUCAAGCCUCAUCGGACAGCACCCCUGAGACCGUCACCACUCCUACGGUGGUCCCCCCAGUGGCUCCUCUUACCACGCCGGCCAAGUCUGAUUUUCACCCGGCGCUUGCUGUUUCGAACAUUAGGAAUAACAUUCCUAUUAGGCUUGACAUGGGCACUGACCGCUAUGGCACUUGGGCGGAGCUUUUUCGCAUUCAUGCCCGUUCCCAUCGGGUUCUGCAUCACAUUGUCCCUGGUGCGGACAAGCCUCCUCCGCUAGUCACUGACCCUACUUAUGAGCAGUGGGCCACUUUGGAUGCCACGGUCCUUCAGUGGAUUUUUUCCACCAUUUCUGUUGACCUGAUGACCACCAUCAUGGAGCUUGACUCCACUGCUCUCAGUGCUUGGACGCGUUUAGCGGAUCGAUUUCAUGAUAAUCAGAACGCCCGUGCAGUUACCCUAGAGCAGGAGUUUUCUGUUGUUCGCAUGGAGGCUUUUCCGACCGUCGCCACCUACUGUCAGCGUCUGAAGACGCUUUCUGAUCAGCUCCGUGAUGUCGGGGCUCCUGUGAACAACCAUCGUCUAGUAUUGCAGCUCAUCUCCGGCCUCACUGAUGCUUAUAAGGGUGUCGCCACUUUGAUUCGCCAGAGCAAUCCACUCCCCUCGUUUCAUCAGGCUCGCUCCAUGCUCACCUUGGAAGAAGCCGGUAUGGCUAAGAUGAAACCUGUUGAGCCUCCUACUGCCUAUGUUGCUACUCAGCCGCGACCUUCUGAUGCCUCUUCUCAGAGCUCUGAUUGUCGGUCCUCCAAUCGUUCUCGAUCCCACAACUUUAAGGGUCGUGGUGGGAAUCGUGGCAACGGUGGUGGAUUGUGA